GCUGUGACAGUAACCUGGGAAAGACAGCGACCAACAGGAUGGCCACGAUAACAUGUACUCGAUUCAGCGAUGAAUAUCAGAUGUAUGAAGAACUGGGAAAGGGUGCAUUCUCCAUCGUAAAACGGUGCGUUAAGAUCAUCUCCGGACAGGAAUAUGCGGCCAAGAUUAUCAACACCAAGAAACUGUCUGCCAGAGAUCAUCAGAAACUGGAGAGAGAAGCUCGGAUUUGCCGAUCCCUUAAACACCCAAACAUCGUGAGACUGCAUGACAGUAUAUCUGAGGAAGGCCACCACUACCUGAUCUUUGACUUAAUCACUGGUGGCGAGCUGUUUGAAGACAUUGUGGCUCGUGAAUAUUACAGUGAGGCUGAUGCCAGUCACUGCAUUCAACAGAUCCUGGAGGCUGUUCUACACUGUCACCAGAUGGGAAUUGUACAUCGAGAUCUCAAGCCUGAAAACCUGCUGCUUGCUUCCAAGUCUAAAGGAGCUGCUGUGAAACUUGCGGACUUCGGUUUGGCUAUAGAAGUUGAAGGGGACCAACAAGCCUGGUUUGGUUUUGCUGGAACUCCUGGUUACCUCUCGCCUGAAGUAUUAAGGAAGGAUCCCUACGCUAAGCCUGUGGAUCUGUGGGCUUGCGGUGUCAUUUUGUACAUUCUGCUGGUCGGUUACCCGCCAUUCUGGGAUGAAGACCAACAUAGACUAUACCAACAAAUCAAAGCUGGGGCCUAUGAUUUCCCGUCUCCAGAGUGGGACACUGUGACACCUGAAGCAAAAGACCUCAUCAACAAGAUGCUGACAAUCAACCCCGCGAAACGCAUCACUGCCGGAGAGGCCCUCAAACACCCCUGGAUCUCGCAUCGCGCUACAGUGGCCUCUUGCAUGCACAGGCAAGAGACAGUAGACUGCUUGAAGAAGUUCAAUGCAAGAAGGAAGCUCAAGGGGGCAAUUCUCACUACAAUGUUGGCCACACGAAACUUCUCAGGUAAGGAACUUUCCAAGAAGACGGAUGGAGUUAAGGAAUCCUCAGAGAGCACCAACACUACUAUUGAAGAUGAAGAUACAAAAGUGCGUAAACAAGAGAUUAUCAAAGCUACAGAGCAGCUGAUUGAAGCUAUUAGCAAUGGUGAUUUUGAGGCAUACACGAAGAUGUGUGAUCCUGGGGUGACUGCGUUUGAACCUGAGGCUUUGGGAAACCUGGUGGAAGGACUCGAUUUUCAUAGAUUCUACUUUGAGAAUUUGUGGUCUAAGAACAACAAGCCAGUGCACACCACCAUCCUGAACCCACACAUCCACCUGAUCGGGGAAGAAGCUGCCUGCAUUGCCUACAUCCGCAUCACACAGUACAUUGACAGCAGCGGCAUUCCCCGCACCGCCCAGUCCGAGGAGACACGGAUCUGGCACCGACGUGAUGGAAAAUGGCAAAUUGUCCACUUCCACCGAUCGGGAUCUCCGUCUGCUCUGGCCAACUGAAACUCCUUCUGUCCAGUCUCCUGCUGCUAUCCCUGACUGACUUGCACGCAAGGACGAUAUCUCCUGUGUAACCUCACCGCUGAACUCAAGUCUCCCCCCCCCACCGGAGAGAGAGAGGUGGAAUGCUUGGCGGAAUUACUGCUGGAUUGAGUAAUCGGUUCCUCCACUCACAACCCCAUGUUUGCAGGGAGAGUGAUGAAUUUCAUAACCGAUCAUCCUUUUUUGUAUCCUAAGAGGCAAUAUCUGUCGUUCUGGCAUGUUU
Messenger RNA from Hemiscyllium ocellatum (epaulette shark), 1731 nucleotides. Its product is annotated as calcium/calmodulin-dependent protein kinase type II subunit alpha. The transcript has 18 exons. Bases 39 to 1469 code for a protein of 476 amino acids. Gene Ontology annotation, molecular function: calmodulin binding; ATP binding; calcium/calmodulin-dependent protein kinase activity. NCBI's taxonomy places the organism in Eukaryota, Metazoa, Chordata, Chondrichthyes, Orectolobiformes, Hemiscylliidae. Gene Ontology annotation, cellular component: neuron projection; cytoplasm. The record is from RefSeq and is a predicted model, not a curated record. Gene Ontology annotation, biological process: protein phosphorylation.